Monoraphidium neglectum is the source of this 2205-nucleotide messenger RNA. Its product is annotated as ATP-dependent DNA helicase RecQ. Lineage: Eukaryota; Viridiplantae; Chlorophyta; Chlorophyceae; Sphaeropleales; Selenastraceae. The coding region runs from base 1 to 2205 and encodes 734 amino acids. The transcript is spliced from 13 exons. Gene Ontology annotation, molecular function: four-way junction helicase activity; 3'-5' DNA helicase activity. Gene Ontology annotation, biological process: double-strand break repair via homologous recombination. The record is from RefSeq and is a predicted model, not a curated record. Gene Ontology annotation, cellular component: chromosome; cytoplasm.
AUGUCCUUCAACUCCUCAUGCUCCGACCAGCAGCGCAAGAACGUCAUGUCUGAGCUACACAGCAGCGAGCCAGAGCUGCGGCUCCUCUACACAACGCCCGAGAGCCUGCUCAAGCCGGCGCUGCGGGAGGCGCUGGUGGAGGCUUGCGCCAGCGGCACCCUCUGCGCCUUCGCCAUCGAUGAGGCUCACUGCAUCAGCGAGUGGGUGAGCUGCCUGCUAUCUACGCCCUGGCCACUCGUGUACGCCCACGACCGCCUCGGGCACGUGCGCUGCGUUGCUGACGUGGUCAACUGCGACCUGUCCUCCGUCUGUGACCCUGAUCCCUGCUGCUUGCCUGCCUGCCCUUCCAACAUCGGCGUGCCAUCGGUGCCGCCCGCCCUCACCCUGACCCCUGUGCAGGGCCACGACUUCAGGCCCGCAUACCUGCAGCUCGCCUCGCUCAAGGCCGACUUCCCAGGCAUCCCAAUCGCCGCCAUAACGGCCAGCGCCACGCCGCGCGUCCAAGAGUCCAUCGUCCGUUGCCUCGGGCUGUCGAAGCCCCAGAUCAUCGCAGCCUCGUUCAACCGCCCGAACAUCGAGCUGACCGUGCGCCAUAAGGCGCUGCUUGGGGCGCAGGGCGCGGAUGACGACGUCAUGGAGGACCUGCUGCGGUUCAUUGGCAACCGGCCCGGGCAGUGCGGCAUAAUCUACGCUCGCCUCAGGUCCACCUGCGACUGGCUUGCGUCGGUCCUGUCUGGCUGUGACCUAGAUGUGGCCAAGUAUCAUGCCGGAAUGGACCCAGACCAGCGGCGCAAGGUGCUGCGGGACUGGACCGACGGUUCGGUGGACAUCGUGGUGGCCACGAUUGCGUUUGGCAUGGGCAUCGACCGGGCGGAUGUGCGCUGGGUCGUCCACUGGAACCUUCCCGGCUCAGUGGAAGGGUUCUACCAGGAGGCUGGGCGUGCAGGGCGCGACGGCCAGCCAAGCUUGAGCUUGGUGUAUGAGUCACAAGAGGACGCAGAAGCUGUGGCAAAGCUGGAGCGCGGAAACCGCCAGGGCGCUAUGGCCAGCGUGGUGGACCUCAUGGCCGCCCCCGGCUGCCGCCGCCGCCGCCUGCUGGCGCACUUUGCGGAGGCGCGCGGCGCCUGCGACGCGGCCUCGGAGCUGCUGUGCGACUUCUGCGCGGACCCGCAGGGAGUGCGGCGGCGCCUGGACGAGCGGGAGCGCCGCACGCACGCACGUGCGGCACGAGAGCGAGCGCGAGAGGCGCGGCGCGUGGCCGGCGGCGAGGAAAGCGGGAGCGACGGGGUUGAGGGCGAGGAGGGUGAGGGCAGUGGCGGGGGCGAUGGCUGGGGCUCAGCGGCGCGGCUGUGCACAGCCAGUGUGCCGCCGGGAGCAGCGGUGAGGCAGCAGCAGCAGCAGAAGCAGCAGCAGCAGCAGGAAGCUGGUGUUGUGCUGGGCGACGCUGAGGAGGAAGGAUGCUGCGCAAGGGAGCAGCAUCAGCAGCAACGCCGGCCGCAGCAGCAGCCAGACCUCGCACCCAGGCCUGCCCUCGCGCCCCUCGGCCGCGGCCGCUACGGCAACUCAGGCGCACGGCCGGGCACGGCCUUCAAGGCACCGACGAUGGUCCAGCCGCGCGCCACGGCAGCAGCCAGUCAUGCGAUUCUGCCGGCAGCCGCGGCGCCUGUAUCCCCUGGCCCGGCAGUGGCCGUUGCAGUGGGCCCAAACAAGAUUGGCUGGGAGGACCCUCAGGUGGGGCUUAUCGAGUCCAACACAACGCGAUCCGGGCUUGUGCAUGUGAGCACAGCGUCUGGGCGGGCGCCGGUGGUGGUGCCGCGCCUGUUGAAGCGCUUCAAAGGCAGCCAGGGCUGCGGGGUACGUCCUGGGAGCGCCGGCGGCUGCGGGGCUGCAGCGGGCGCUGAGGGCGCCACACGCACAGGGCCCGCGGCAGCGGCCAGGAUUGGCCAGGCGGCGGUGGCAACGGCUGUUGAGGCAGCGGUAGCGGCACAUUCCAAUCAGCAGCAGCAGCAGCAGCAGCAGGGUGAAGAAGGGCACAAUCACAACCAACAGCUUGAGAACAACCAGCAGCAGCAGCAGCAGGAGCAGCAGCAGCAGCAGCAGCAGCUUCCAGCCAUGCAACAAUUGCACACGCGAGUCCUGCACACGUGCAUGAGCACGCACGCUGCCGCCGCGCGACGCCCGUUCAAGCCGCCCUUGCGGCGGUGA